AAUUAAAGUUUUAUAUAUAAAAUGAAUCCAAGAGAUGAUUUCUUAAAUUAACUCCUCACGGGAGACGAACUCCUUGUGCUGGUGAUAACACAACAAUUUGUGUUAAAAUGCCAAGAAUAAAUAUAGCAAAUGUUAUAAAUUUAUUAAUCACAACGUUUAACAUUGCAAAUUUUGGUGUCUCACCUGUUAAUCGCCAUGAAGUUGAACUUCAUAAUGCCAUUUCCGAUAUAAUAAAAAAUGCUGUAAAUGAUGAUGUUGAGAUUGAAUACAAAUGGGAACUUGAUUUUGACGAUCCGUCGGAACUGCAUGAUGUACAAUUUGUGGACGUGUAUGAUAUUGAUGCUGAAGAAGAUAAUUAUGAAGACAAAGUUUGUAUUGUGGAUAACGAAGGUGGAAAUGUAAACUUAAAUUACAAAAGAAAAGCAGUUGAAUUUUGGAACAGUGGAAAAAAAGGACAUUUAGCUAUUACUGCUGUACAGAAUCGUUUUAGAAAGAUAAAAUCUGUUUCGCAAUUGCAUAGAUGGGAAGAAAAUGUAAUGCGCGGAGGGUCAAACAGGGACAAACUUGUAUUUAUUGCCGAAUAUAUACUAUCGCAAUUCCAAGAAUCUAUUGAUAGAGGAUCUAUCAUUCACGACAUAGAUUUGCGAAAAUGGGCAUUACAAGCAAAGGAGCAAAUAGACUUUUCUUCAUUUAGAGCAGGAAAUUGCUGAUGUAACAAUACGUCAAAGCGCAGAGGAAUUUGUGAGACAGGUUAAACCACAUAUUGAUGUUAUCGGUGCAGGAUCAAUUUAUAAUGCAGAUGAAAGCGGCUUUAAUUUCGAAAUACAUUCUGGAAGAACAUUAACUAAUGUGGGAGCAAAACAAGUCGAAUCUACUAUCCAAUCUUUAU
Molecule: messenger RNA, 889 nt
Organism: Formica exsecta
Lineage: Eukaryota; Metazoa; Arthropoda; Insecta; Hymenoptera; Formicidae
Exons: 3
Coding region: 108-710 (200 amino acids)
Source: RefSeq, a predicted model, not a curated record